Messenger RNA from Symbiodinium sp. CCMP2592, 4509 nucleotides. Lineage: Eukaryota; Dinophyceae; Suessiales; Symbiodiniaceae. The record is from the annotation of a GenBank genome assembly.
AUGGAUUGGCUGGAGGUGAUCACGACCACUAUGCAGGACCUGUCCGAUGGGAGUGCGGCUUGGUGGACGAGAGUAAGAGCCUUAGCGGAUGAGUCUUACCGGACAUGGACCCAUGCCUCCCCAGUUGAGAAGCUGAGCAUACAACCUCCCAGAGAUGAAGAGUUGGAAACAGGGCGUUGGAGCAGGGUUAACUCGAGGGGUGGUUCGAUGAUCAUGUUGGCCCUCCAUGACUCAGUUCGUCAAGAGAUGGUUCAGCGGAGGUCUACAGGUUCGGUGACGGCGCUGGUGUUCAGACUCCUGACGAUUUAUCAACCAGGACGACAGCAGGAGACGGUGAUGAUCUUACAAAACCUUCAGCAGCCAGAGCCUGAGCACAGCGCACAGAAGGCGGUGAAAGCACUACGAACGUGGGCAAGAUGGCUCAGGCGAUGCAAGGAGCUAGGGGUUUCGGCCCCAGAUCCAAGCCUCCUUAUGAGAGGCCUCUCGACGAUCACCAAGAAUGUGCUCGAAAAGGAUGCUGAAGCAAGCUUCCGAACUUCUUUGGUGAAAAGCCACUUGUCCGUGGACACGAAGCCGUCUCUGGAUUCGGUGGAGAAGUACUACCAUCACCUUUUGGCAGAGUGCGGAACGAUUACGGACGGAAAGGGAUACCAACACCUCAACCACGACAACCACUCCGCGUCCGACUACUCGGCCAAAGACUGUGGAGCUGAUCCCAGCAAGAUCCUCUUCCUCUUCCGGGACAAAUGGUGCUAUGUCGGCAACGUCGUUGAAGACUAUGGGGUGGCAAUGGACAAGACAAAGAUUGAGACGGAGGGUGUGAUCAAGGCUGUGUGUGAUGAUGCUGUGUCGGUUGAGGAAGUGCUGGGCCUGUUGGAAAGUGGUGCAAGUCAUGCAAUGAGACCUGCCAAGGAGGAAGAGUACAUGGAAGGACAACCAGUGCGUGUGACCUUGGCCGGCGAGGAUGUGAGAGUUCUGAAACAGAACAACGAAGGCACAAUCUUGGUCCAGGAGGAGAACUCGGUGAUCCAGCCCAUCGUGCCAUCGGGGGCGGUAAUCGAGAACCUGGGCUGCACCCUUCAUUGGUUUGCUGCAGCAGGUGCUUUGGGUUUGACUCGAGAGCUUGAGAUGAGCCAGGUGAACACCCUGAACGAGCACGUGGCAAGCUUAAGGGCAAGGUUGGAAGUGAUUCAGAAAGAGGAGAAGAGGGACUGGGCUACGAGAUUUCUCAAGGACUGGAUCCAGACCAACGCUGUUGAAAGGCGAUCCUCACUUCCCCUGUGCGAUGAAAACUACAAGAACGACCCCUUCAACGCGAUCCCCCUGGCAGGCAAAAUCGUCCUGGACAUUGACAUUACCAAGUCCAAGCUUUGGGACUUGACUGCAGCGCAGCAGCAGAAGGUGGAUGCGGAAACCGCUUGUGUGGCUAAGCAGUUGAUGACAUGGUUCUUGGCGCAGAUGAAUGGGCAAAGGGAUGUGGGUUUCCUCUUGGAGCUUCCUGCAGAGUGUGAAAGGUUACGCAAUGAUGAUCCGGUGAGAGCUUCGGUGUGGACCACGGAAAUGUGGAAGGCCUUUCGGUCAGUGGCGGGAAUGAAGGAGGUGUCGUUCUACAUGGGGGCCUACGGUCAUAAAGCGAAGGAAUUCAAGGAGCUGGUGUCGGAAUUGAUCAGGGACUACCACUCCGCCCGUUGGCAGGACGAGGAGGAGCUAGUGCAAAAUGGGGCCACGGGAUACCAACACCGGCGGAGGAAGAACCCGCAGAUGUACACGAUUGCUCUGGACUUAGCUGGCCCUUUCAAGCAGAAGUGCCGUUACAUGGAGCAUGAGGAUUACAAGUACAUCAUGGUUGCUGCUUACAGAUGCCCCAGGGAGUAUAUGAGCGCAAAGGCCAUUGAGGAGCUAGACAAGGAGUUUUAUGUUCCCGACGACCCCCUGGAGUUUGAUGGCGAGGACCCAAUGGAAGUGCUUCAUGACCGAGGCAAUGCUCAACGCUCAAGCGACUCAGAGAAGGACGAGGAGGAGGAAGAAAGUUUGCCUCUUGGUCCAGAAACCCUGGAUGAUGCGGUGGAAGGACUGUCUCAAUCCGAAAAGUGGGCAACUAUGUAUGUGACAAGACCUCUUCGAGGAAGGACAAAUCACUAUGUGGUCCAGGCGGCCAAGGAGAUCCUUCUACAAUUGAAACAAACAGGACUCCAUGUGGAAACCAUCCACACAGACAGGGCCAGAGAGUUCAAGGCGAAGGCGUUCAAGGAAUGGACGGUGGAUUCAAAGUUGAGGCACACCAAAACGACUGGAGCAGAUCCUUCAGGCAACAGCUCAGCUGAGUUGGGCAUCAAGUGGGCAAAGGCUCGAGUGAGAGCUCUUCUUGGAGCAGCCAAGGCUUCACCACGGGAUUGGCCGAUGGCAAUGCAACAUGCCGCUGCAACAGCCUGGGCGAAAGCUUUUCCAGCUAGCUCAUGGACUACCCCUCCGGCUACCGCGUUUGGAAACGAAGUGUGGUUUAGAUCCAAAGCCUACCAGGGCAAGAAGGAGAAGAAGCACGAAGCAGCUGGAGCGAGGUGGAAAAAGGGUGUGUACCGGGGACCUGCAAUGGAUGUUGGAAGAGGCCACCUGAUCAUGAGAGAAGAUGGUGGACUCACCGUGGCGAAGAGCGUGAAGUAUGAUGUGGUGGAGCCUGAGAGAGACCUGCAGGGCCUCCUCGAGCCAGCCAUUGGUGGUGGAAUCCCAGAUGAGUGGUUUGGUGAUGGGAAGCCGCAAACACUGGGAGAGCUAAAGGAUGAGAUCGAGUUCAGGGCCAAUAAGCUCAACAAAGAGAAGAACUACGACAUCGGGGAGGUGGUGAAGCUCUACUACCUCUUGGAAAACCUUGGCCAAUCGGACGCGAGGUUUAACAAGAAGGCCCCGGUGACUUCGUGGUAUACAGGGGCGUUUGUACAUGGAGGCGUCGCUGGAACGAGAUCUAACGUGAAAGAAUUCCCCAAGGCCACCAAGUACCUGACUGAGUUUGCGAAGUACCACACUGUGGAUGAUGAUGUGGAAGAGUCUGAGUGCGUUACCAAGGCCCUCCCCAACGGAGCAGAUCUUCUCAGUGAGCAUGGGUUUAAUGUGGACCCCGAAUCGUUGAACUCCCCGGACGAGGACACUGAGGAGGAGGACGUGAGCGAUGGUUUUUCGGCGUUCCCAGCGGUCAAAAUGAUGGUGGCUGAAACAGCCGAAGUACAGUACACGCCGAACAUUGAGGGCAUCCUCGAGGAAAAUGAGGCGAGGGGGAAGCAGCUGGAGGAGUUCAAGAACCUCACUGCAGUGAAGCGGGCUUUCACGGUGAAGAAGAGGAACCAGCUCCCUCCAGACUGCCGCAUUGUUCCUUACAAGGGUGUCUACACGGUGAAGCCAGACAAAGCAUUGCCGGGAUACCGGCGAAAAACCAGAUUCGUUGCUUGUGGGAACCAUGUACCUGAAGAUGCAGCCUUCCUGGACUUGUUUGCAAGUGGACGGGAUGCUACCUCGCUAAGGGCAAUGUUGGCACUGAGCGCGAGGAAACCGUGGCGCAUUGGAACCACGGAUGUGAGGCAAGCCUUUGUCCUAGCCGGUUGGACAGGGGGCCCUGUGGCCCUGGAACCACCGGGGAUUGCCUAUGCCUUAGGGCUAGCAGUCCCUGGAGAUGUAUGGUACGUUGAAAAGGCUUUGUAUGGACUCAGGGACUCACCGGCCCUUUGGGCAGCCUUCAAAGACUCGCAGCUCAAGAAGGCCAGAUGGGAGAUGAGUAUCAACCUGUUACUUCAUGCUGAGGAGGAGGAGGGCUUCGUGAACGAGAUUUUACGGGAGGAGCGGGCUUUGAUAGAUGCAGAGCCAACAGCUGUAGACCAGAAGGACCCGGCGUUGAAGGAAGCGCAAAGGCUCUUGGACUACCUGAAUGAGACGAAGUUCUAUCGCUUGGGGUUGACCCAGGACACCGACGAGGUGACGGAGGAGCUGCACGUGUACACGGACAGAAGGCAACAGUUAAUGACUUUGUCAACAGCAGAGUCGGAGUUGUUAGAAGCCGUGAACGAAGGGCAGGAGCUGUAUAUCAAGUUCACCCCGGGCGAGUUUGAGAGGGCAGACUUGGGAGCGAAAGUGAAGGCCCUGAGAGCCUCCGCAUCCUCGGCACCCAAAGGGAAGCUGACCAGGGUAGAGUUAAAGGAGCUGCAAACACUUAUGACCUAUGAGCCCGGCGACCUCACCGAAGAACAGAAGGAGAGGUUAUGUGAUUUGAAAGAGAAGUUCGACAACACCAUGCCCAAGGAGUGUUCCCCUCUUCCGAGAUUUCCUCCUGAUGUGAAAUUGAUGAAGGAUCAGUCAACGCAAGCUGAUUAUGAACCGGCUUUUGCUCGAGUACCUCCGCCACCAGCUCCGGUUCGAGAGGUCAUUGCAGGGCAGUUCUACCAGGAAUGCUGGACGGGUGCAGCAAGUUACGCUUUGUCGAUGCUGCUUAGAGGCUUAGAGAAUGGCGGCAACCGCAUCUAUUGA